AGUCGAGGAAGAACGCGGAGACGUCACACGGGGAGAUGCAGCCAGCAGUAGCUGCUCCACCACUAAUCACACAACAUUAACAUAACUAGCUAGCGCCCGCUAACGCAGCCCGCUCCGUGGUAUUCGCACUUGGUCCACCGUACGCCCCGGGACCGCAAGAAACAAAACGCGAGAUUAAUUCACAGACGGUGCAACAACAAAAAACAGAAUAACGGGGAAACGACGUUACGGUCGCAUACGGUUGUCGUGGCCUCUCCCCGCACCCGACUGGCAGGCUGUCUUGGCUAGCUUAGCGACACAGCCCGACGAUAGCGAACUCCGCCUUGGCUAGCGUCAGGCUAGCCCAGCCAGCUAGCUAGCUAGCUACUAACGUCGCCAACGGUGGUUAGCUAGCUAGCUAGCGCGAGCUGAGGUAACUUGCGUCAUGGACGAACUCGUCGUGGAAGUGAGGGGGACGAGCGGAGCCUUUUAUAAGGCCUUUGUGAAGGAUGUUCUCGAAGGAUCGGUCACGGUGGCAUUCGAAAACAAUUGGCAGCCGGAGCGUCAAAUCACAUUCCAGGAUGUGCGUUUUCCUCCCCCAACGGGCCUCUGCAAGGAGAUCAACGAGAGCGACGAGGUCGAGGUAUAUUCCAGGGCUAAUGACAAGGAGCCAUGUGGAUGGUGGCUGGCGAAGGUUCGCAUGGUCAAAGGAGAGUUUUACGUAAUAGAGUACGCCGCGUGUGACGCUACGCUAAAUGAGAUCGUGACGCUGGAGCGGUUACGGGCGGUCAACCCCAAUAAACCGGCCACCAAAACCACCUUCAUCAAGAUCAGCCUGGAAGUACCCGAGGAUCUACGGCAGAUGUGCUCCAAGGAAUCGGCACACAAAGACUUCAAAAAAGCAGUGGGAGCGUUCAACGUCAUCUACGACUCUGAGAAAAAGCAGCUGGUCAUUUUGUCUGUGAACGAGGUCACCACCAAGCGGGCCAACAUGAUGAGUGACAUGCACUUCAGGAGCCUCCGCACCAAACUGUCACUCAUGCUGAGGAACGAGGAGGCCAACAGGCAACUGGAGAAUUCCAGGCAGCUGGCGUCGCGGUUUCAUGAACAGUUUGCCGUUCGUGACGAUCUCAUGGGUCUGGCCAUCGGGACCCACGGGGCCAACAUUCAGCAGGCCCGUAAAGUCCCCGGAGUCACCAACAUAGACCUGGACGAGGAGACGUGCACCUUUCACAUAUACGGAGAGGACCAGGAUGCAGUGCGCAUAGCGCGGAGUUUCCUGGAGUUCUCCGAAGAUAUCAUCAAAGUUCCUCGGAACUUAGUAGGGAAGGUGAUCGGCAAAAACGGCAAGCUGAUCCAGGAGGUGGUUGAUAAGUCUGGGGUGGUUCGGGUUCGCAUUGAGCCGGAGAACGACAAAAAGCCCUCGGCAGCGGCGGCGGCAGCAGCAGACGAGGGAAUGGUGCCCUUUGUGUUUGUGGGGACCAAGGAAAGCAUCUCCAAUGCUACAGUGCUUCUGGACUAUCACCUCAACUACCUUAAGGAGGUGGAUCUGCUUCGCCUGGAACGCCUUCAGAUCGACGAGCAGCUGAGACAGAUCGGAGGGGGAGGUGGAGGAGGGGGGACGGGGCCGCGGAACCUCAAAGACAAAACCUACGUGUUCGAUAACGGCAUGGGGCUGGGCAUGGGCAUGGGGAUGGGGAUGGGCAUGGGGAUGGGGAUGGGGAGGGGGGGAGCAGGAGGCGGCGGGGGCAUCGGAGGAGGAGGAGGAGGCAAGCCCUACGGAGGAAGGGGAGGAAGAGGCGGCAGAGGGCAAAGAGGAGCAGGAGGUGCAGCUUUCGCCUCAGGCACCAACUCGGAGGCGUCCAACGCCUCAGAGACGGAGUCGGACCACAAAGACGAGCUCAGCGAUUGGUCGCUGGCCCCCACCGAGGAGCUGCUGACAGGAGGCGGGACCAUGCCCAGACGGACAGACGGGAGGAGGAGAGCAGGCGGAGGAGGGCUGCGGGGACGAGGGGGGAGAGGAAGAGGAGGAGGAGGGUACAAAGGUGACGACAUGCAGUGGAGCGAGCCUCGGCCUCGUCAUGUCCGAGACCCCAAGACGAGAGCGCAGGAAGACACGCUACAGAUCCGCGUGGAUGGUAACAACGAGCGCAGCGUGCAGCACUCCUCGGGGGGGAGGGGAGGCGGCGGGCCCUCGUCCCAGGGUGGCGUCGGCGGUGGCGUCGGCGGAGGCGGCAGCGAAGGGCCGCUUCGCCACCAUCAGAGACCCAUCAGAGACCGAGGGAUGAAGAAGGACAAACAGGACGCUCCUCCACUGGUGAACGGAGUGUCAUAGACACACCACUGGAGGACCUUCUUACUUAGACACACACACAAACACACACUCACACUCACACACACACACACACAGGCAACUCGUCAUAAACCAUCGUAGAGUCUCUCUCGCUUUUUUCUUUCUCUGUCAUUGUCAACAACGUGAACACACACAUCUCAUCAGCACGGAAGAGUUUCCCGUAGUGAAGUCGUAGACCAGAGGCCAUCUGGUUUCUGCUGGGCCGCUCUGUUGAGGUCUCUUGAGUGUCCCGGUCCAGUUCGUCCCCGACUGUUCUGGUAUGUCUUGUUCUUCGCUGGAGGGACAAAAGAAAAAGAAAUGGUACUCUUUUUUGGACAAAAGGAAAAGAAGAGGAGGGAUCCGACUCAUCUCUCACAGAGGCACUCAAGCGCGGUCCCCUUCCCUUCACAGGCAAAUCAUUUUUUGCUUGUUUUCUAUUUUCAAAUGAACUAAAUCGGGUGAAUUUCCCCAAAAAUGUUUUGCCACUGUCCUAAUUGGUUGACCAGGAAACCCAGAAUUACAGCAGCAUGAAAACAUGUGGAAGGAAUUUCCCUCCUGCUGUACCACAUUUUUUUACUGCAGAUGUUAAUUGUAGAGCUAUUCUGACGGCUCACAGUUUCAGUGGCAUUGGUGUUUCCCACCGGUUGAGAAUUUAUUUUUGGUGGUCUAAGACUCCAAAAUCUAGCACUUGAGGAGUUCAAAGUGUCCGUGUUUUAGGAUAAUUUACGAACAGGUUUGCACGAGGCAACGAAAUCACCAACCGAUACUCAUCGUUUUAAGUCGUCUGUGUUUUAGUUUCUGGUUGCCAAGAACAUGUAGAAAUCCUCCCGGCCGAGCAUGAAUCCAACGGGGAAACAUAAAUCUGAGGCACUCUGAUGCAAAGAUAUUAACUCCUAAGAGUCAUCAACAGGGUACAAACCGUCUUGCACUGCUGUUCUAUUUAAAUAGGAACGACCUGUGACGAGGCCAACAGUGACAGGGAGUCCACAUCAAAAGCAAGCUGAACCGCUCGGAGCCCAAACCGUCUUCACUGGGCGGACUGAAAUCACAAAUUCUUUGUACAAAAAAAAUAAAACUUAAGUGGAAAAAAAAGUUUUUAAGCAGGCUGCAUGAAGAUCAUCAACACUGUUGUUUUUUUAAACUCUCCACACAAGAUCUCAUUGUCCACAGUGACACCAAAAACCUGAGAGACGUGUGUUCUGAUAUUUUAAGAAACCACACAAAAAAAAAAGUACCUACUGUAAAUCUCCACCGAUAGCAGGAUUCUCAAUGCAGCAUACGACGGGUCCAACCUGCACAAUAGUCGUUCCAAAAGAAGCAGCGAUACCACAGUCAUAAAUACAAGCGUCGUCUCGAUUCGGCCACACCAACUGACUUUUGGACCUCAACGGUGGGAUAUUUCCCGGAGGCUGGUAGCUUUUGUCUAGUUCCACGCACUUACAUUUAACUAAGCACUCUUGGAUGGACGCCAGUGAAAUAAUUCCAUCGAUUUUAUUAUUGUUGCUUUCAGACAAACUCGAUCAGGUUGCAGGAUCAAGGCGGCAACAUGGUGAAUGUAGAACUCCUGUCAGCUGAUCACAUGAGCUUUUUCUUUUAAUUUAUGAAAACCUUUGUAUUUAACCUUUUUUGUUUUGUUUUUGCAGUUAGAAAACCUGUUUGAAGUAUUACUGUAGAAGAAACGACGUUUCAUUGAGUUAUACCUUGACAAAAUAAAAAAGAAAUUGGUGUAAAUUUAA
Molecule: messenger RNA, 4047 nt
Organism: Cyclopterus lumpus (lumpfish)
Lineage: Eukaryota; Metazoa; Chordata; Actinopteri; Perciformes; Cyclopteridae
Gene: fmr1
Product: FMRP translational regulator 1
Exons: 15
Coding region: 425-2314 (629 amino acids)
Biological process (GO): anterograde axonal transport; central nervous system development; regulation of alternative mRNA splicing, via spliceosome
Cellular component (GO): neuronal cell body; membrane; postsynaptic density
Molecular function (GO): protein homodimerization activity; translation regulator activity; mRNA 3'-UTR binding
Source: RefSeq, a predicted model, not a curated record